UCUGCCGUGACGCAUCCAAGUAGGUUUGUCGUUUACCCAAGGACCCCUCUGCUCUUGCUCUUUUUUUUCAACACAUGCACUUUUGCGUUUUUGCUUUUCCGCGUUCUCUAAAAGCCGGAUGGGAUUCCCGCAUGCCUAGCGGAUGAAGGAUCAAGACUUGCCACAAGUCUCUGGAUGCCCAUGACCCUGGAUGGAUGAACAUUGCCGGAUACAAGCCACAGGAUGCAUAAGCCCAAGGAUUUUGUCCCAGCCGUGGACUCGGAAGCCGAAGGAUUGCUGGUCUGCCGUUAAGGCGACAGCUGAGAACCCCUUUGAGGGGAGAUGGACUGCGGUCCUUACUCAUUGCAAUAUGGUUGGCAUGAGUCUUGGUCGACGUGCGAGAUUGAUUGAUCCGAUGUUAACGGAGGAGCCUGUCAUCAGGCUACUAGGAUUGGGAAGGGAGGAGGUGACCAUUCAGAGAGGUCAGUCUUGUAUUGGCCAUCAUUGCCCGCUCUGCGGAAGUUGGUGGCCCCUCCUCCCAUUGUACUUUGUAUAUUUAAUAGAGGGGCGUUUGUUUGUUUAA
Molecule: messenger RNA, 562 nt
Organism: Bipolaris maydis ATCC 48331
Lineage: Eukaryota; Fungi; Ascomycota; Dothideomycetes; Pleosporales; Pleosporaceae
Source: RefSeq, a predicted model, not a curated record